UUUCUCUCACUAACCCUAGCUGAAGCUAUAUAUAUCCACAUCUCUCUCCUCCCCCCACCUCUCCUCUCUGCAAUUCUCGAUUUCCUCUAGGCUUCCGAACAAUAAAGAUCAAAACUUGUAAGAGAAAAUUAGAAAUUAGGGUUAGGGAUUUUGAAGAAUUCGAAUUCGAAUGUGAAUGUGUUUGAUUAUAUGAGCAUUAUUAUCUUGAUUUGUUGCUAUUGUUAUUGUUGUUGUGGUGGUGGUGGUGGUGCGAUUGUUCAAUGGCGGAGAAGGUUCGGAGGUUCGGCGUAGGCUAUGCUUUGGCCCCGAAGAAGCAGCAGAGCUUCAUUCAGGACUCGCUGGUGGAGCUGGCGAGGUCGCGUGGCAUCGAUCUCGUACGGAUCGACACCGAGAGGGAGCUGGCGGAUCAGGGGCCGUUCGAUUGCGUGCUGCACAAGCUGUACGGCCAGGAUUGGAGGCGCCAGCUGGAGGCGUUUCGGGUUAAGAACCCUAAUGCGGUGAUCGUCGACUCGCCGGAGGCGAUUGAGCAGCUGCACAACCGGAUUUCGAUGCUGCAGGUGGUGUCGGAGCUCAAAAUCGAGCACGAGAGCGACACGUUUGGGAUUCCCAAGCAGAUUGUGAUAUAUGAUAAGGAGACGCUGUUUGAUCGGCCGGCCUGGGAGGGCUUGAAGUUUCCGGUCAUCGCCAAGCCGCUGGUGGCCGACGGCAGCGCCAAGUCGCACAAAAUGGCUCUGGUUUUCAACCACGAGGGCCUCAACAACCUCAAGCCGCCGAUUGUGCUUCAGGAAUUCGUGAACCACGGCGGCGUCAUUUUCAAGGUGUAUGUGGUGGGAGGCUAUGUGAAAUGUGUCAAGAGGAAGUCCCUCCCGGACGUCUCAGAAGAAGAGAAGUUGGGGAGCUUGGACGGCUUGUUAUCGUUUUCGCAGGUUUCGAAUCUCGCCACCAACGAGAGGACUGAUGAUAAGUACUACAAGAUGAUGCAUUUGGAUGAUACGGAGAUGCCCCCGCAGAGUUUUAUCACGGAUAUUGCAAGAGGGUUGCAGCGAGGCUUGAAAUUGAACCUCUUCAACUUUGAUGUUAUAAGGGACGCUAGGUUUGGGAACCGCUAUUUGAUCAUUGACAUCAAUUAUUUCCCUGGCUAUGCCAAAAUGCCUGGUUACGAGACUAUACUGACCGAUUUCUUUUGCGAUAUGGUGCAAAAGAAAGAGGAAGGUGGGGUGGAGAAGACUGCUUUGGAGAGCUAUGCGGCCCUUAGCUGUGACAAGGAAGUGAGGAAAACUCUAAGCAAUGAUGGGGAUGAUGGUGCUGUUCUUAAUAUAGAAGAGGAGAACCCAAUUCAAGUCUAGGCUAUGGCUACUUUUGGUCCAUGGUUGGCGGUAUUGGGUGAUUGGAAUGUGCUUAAUCAGCUUGGCCAUUUCGUUCAUCUGUGGACGGAAAUAAGUUCGGCAUUAGGUUUAGAUAGCAGUUGGGGGUACAGUACUGAAAUGGGUAGGUUGGUUCUUGGUUUUAGUUUAACUUCUUGACAACAAGAUUACAUGCUGUUCAGUGUUGAUCAUGUAUAUUCCAUCCACCAAUGCCUCCAGAAGGGAAGUGGGCUUGUUGCAUGGUUUGGAGGUUUUCUGAAAUUUAGCAAAAUAUAUAGGAGCAGCUAGUGCUUUUAUUUGCCCAAUAGUAUCUGAGAUUUCCCUUUGACGGUUUUGUCGGGACUUGGAGAAAUGAAUGCGAAAUAAUUUUGCAUGCAUGUUUGGGUGAUAUGGAUUUCCAGGCAACGAAGGUUUUAUUAUAUUUUUGAUUAAUCAGUUAUGAGGUAAAACAAUAGAUCAGCAGGAUCCUGAAACCAAAGUGGAUUUGGGAUAGAUUUGUGUUUUGGAUCUAUAUGGCUAUAUGUUUAACACGUUUCAUUGACUUUGCAUGAAUAGCCAUAUUGUUUUGAUAUGUUGUUAGUAACGGUUUUUAGCUGAAUUAUUGUUAUGACCUGUAGCUGUCAUAUUUAAAUCCAUAAUGUGUCUGAUUAUUUUGCUAUCUUAAAUGUUGUAGUUAAUUUCUAUCUGAUGGUUUUAGUAUGCAUGCUUUCUGGGUUUAGAAUUGCAACAUGUGUUAGCUAGCUGUUGAAAGGUUAGAAAAUUUGAACAUGUUUCCAAAAUUUGAAGUGUAGUUGCACUGUGCUUGUAUUGCAAAUGUUUCUGUUGUAGCAGUGUCAAAGCCACUUACCUUAGAAGAGACUGGAUCUAGAAAUCUGACUAGGUGACUUUCCCCAAGGUCAUGUUCGAGUGGUAAAUGACCAAAGAGGGUUUGAAGUGUUUUCGUGUUGCAUGCUUUUAUAAGUUUUAUUAGGCUUGUUGCAAAUGUUUUUUCCUAUCUAGUAAUAUUUGGAGACAAUUUAUGUUUUGAGCCAAACUUCUUGACUGUAUCUCUAUAUUGAGCGUUAUGGUUUGUGUUAGGUUUAGACUUGGUCAAGAUUAGUAUCAUGAAUCAAUAUCAUAACCAGCAGGAUGAAGAAGAAGGGGAAACUAAGAAAGUCUGAUUCUGAAAUAGAAAUAGAGAAAGUUACUAAAUGUUAGUUCAAAGGAAAGUUAGCUCUCCGUUUGUAUUCCAAAAGUGCCAACAAGAUUUAUGAUUUGUCUUGGCUCAGUAUAGAAAACCACAAAGCAGAAGCUUGUUUGUUGCUGUACCAUGAAAAGUUAGGAUAAGCUAUUGUAUUUGGGUUAAUACUGCUAAAGGGUGAAUUGAAGGCUUGUAUGUUUCCAUUUGCAAUUGAUCCUUGAUCUUCAUUAGGGAACUCAUUCUGAAUCUUCCAUCUCCAUUAUAGAACUCGAUCUGAGUUUUCAAGUAGGUGUGAGUUUUCUUGAUUGUGAAUAUUUUAAAUGUUCUGUCCUUAAACAUGUUUCAAGAACAUUGGUGCUGGAAUGAAUUUCGUGAUUGGAAACUGGAUUGUCUAACUAUUGUGGAAUUGAAUAUAUACAUUCUGUUCACGCUAUUCUGCAUUUGGUAUGUUUUGGCCAUAGGAAAUCUGUUGAGGAGUUUGUUGUUUAAAGAAAAUAAAUUAUGGAAACAUCUGCUUGGGAUACUUUAGUGAAAUCUAUUUAUAAUCUUCAAUAUGUCAAGGAGAUUAUCCUUAUAAAAUUUGAUGAGUUUAGAUAUUACUAAAACUGAUAUGGAUGGAAGUUGGUGAUUUGGGAUAGAAAUGGUAUCUGUAGGAGUAAUUUCUGCCGUUGCAAUAGAUAGUGUGGGAAGAUCAUGUAUUAGUCUUUCAAACAUUUUGUCUUUAGAGUUCUUUGAAGCUGCAACUUGCUUUGUCCAAGACUCUAAAUUGAGAUGUACUGAAAUGGGGGUACUAUUUUUCGGGCUACUCCUGCAGUAGAAAAACCUGAGUCCAUUGGUUUAAAAUUGCUUGUUAUGUCCUUUUUAGGUUUGUUACAUGCUGCUAGUCCUUUCUGGCUCUUAUCUUUGAGAUGUCACAAAAUUGAUUUUCGCUUGACCUUUGUGCAGUUUUGUUAUCUCCUUUUAAAAGACCACCUACUGUACAGAAGGUAAACUUUACUAAUGCUCCAUCAAUUAUGGUUUGUUAGUGUUCCUAAGCAAACCAUUGAACCAAAUCACUAAUGUUGUUGGUUUGGUUGGAGGUUCUCCUUUGGGUAUUAUAGAGUUAUUUAUACAUGUAUUUAUUUAUUGGUCCAAAGGAUGUAUAUGUUAGAGAAGAAAAUAUUUCAUACAAAAUGAGCCUCUGUAAUUGUACAAAUGAAGCUUUGAACCAUGUCAAAAGGAAUUAGUAGAGCAUAAUACA
Molecule: messenger RNA, 3784 nt
Organism: Rosa chinensis
Lineage: Eukaryota; Viridiplantae; Streptophyta; Magnoliopsida; Rosales; Rosaceae
Product: inositol-tetrakisphosphate 1-kinase 1
Exons: 2
Coding region: 261-1346 (361 amino acids)
Biological process (GO): inositol trisphosphate metabolic process
Cellular component (GO): cytoplasm
Molecular function (GO): inositol-1,3,4-trisphosphate 5-kinase activity; inositol-1,3,4-trisphosphate 6-kinase activity; magnesium ion binding
Source: RefSeq, a predicted model, not a curated record